Sturnus vulgaris (Common starling) is the source of this 1825-nucleotide messenger RNA. The record is from RefSeq and is a predicted model, not a curated record. NCBI's taxonomy places the organism in Eukaryota, Metazoa, Chordata, Aves, Passeriformes, Sturnidae.
AUGGCGGCGGUGCGGGCGGCGCUGCUCGCUCCGCUGCUGGCGCUCGGCCGGGCCGGGUCGGGGCCCGCCACCCCCGCGCGGGUCGAGGUGGCCGUGUCAGGGCCCGGCGCGGCGGGACCGGACGGGGAUGGGGCCGGCAGCGCGGCCGCGGUGCCCGACGGCUCGUACACUCUGCGCGGGGCCGUGCUGGGAGCGGGGGGCGGCCGGGCCGGGCCGGGCCGGGGGGGCCCGCGGGGGGAGCGGGAGGAGAUGGAGAUCCAAGGCCGCCUGGUGCUGGUGGGUGACAUAGAGCCAGACCUGGGUGCUGCUGACAGCUGGAUUGGGGUGGUGCCCGUGGGCACCGAGGAGCCGGGCGAGGGCCCCCGGAGUGCCAAAGAGGAGUCCUUCACCACCGCUGUUGUCACCAAGAUGAAGCGAGCCCUGGUGCUGGGGGCCUCCGCCCUGCUUAUCCUGGCGCUGAACCAGAACGCCAUCCGUGAGCUGGACGUGUCCCAGCUGCUUGCCAAGCCCGUCAUCGUCAUCCAGUCCUCGGACAAUGUCACCAGGCUGCUGGGAGCGCUGCUGCGGGGGCUCCGAGCUACGGCGAAGAUCACAUACCAGGCAGUUCUGCUGGAGAACCUGGGAGUGACCCUCACACUGUGGUCCACCUGCGGUCUGUCCCGAGGGGGCCUCUAUGGGGAGUGGCAGGGGGUCAUCUGCCCUGGGGAGAGCAGCUCGCAGGUCCAGGUACGGUGCUGGGGUUUGGGUGGGGCUGAGAGUGGGGCCAGAUCUCUGGCUCCUGUCCCCACUGCGCUGUCCCCACAGAAGUACCUGCAGCAGCUGUGGAACACCAUCCUGCUGAUUGCCCUGCUGCUCUGCACCGGCGUCAUGGUGCAGGCCCAGCGCCAGUCGCGGCAGGACCUGUCGGAGCGGGAUGCCGAGCUGGACCUGAAGCAGCACAUCCGGCGGAGGCUGUUAGCACUGAAAACCCGGCGGUACCAUCCUGGGAAGCCGCCCCGGACCCAGGCCUGCGAGAUCGACAGCUGUGCUGUCUGCCUGGACCAGUUCCACAAGAGCCAGUGGCUGCGGGUGCUGCCCUGCUCCCAUGAGUUCCACCGGGACUGUGUGGAUCCCUGGCUCCUGCUGCAGCAGACCUGCCCUCUCUGCAAGCGCAACAUCCUGGGGAACUGCUGCACGGACAGCUAGCUGGCCCGAGGACACACUGCAGGGACAGACCCAUGGCUGCUCCAGGGACAGGGAGGGGGGCAGGGGGUGCCCAGCAAGCGGCGCUUGCUGCUGGAGCAGGGUUGGUGUGGCUGUGCCCUCACAGUGCCCAGACUUCGGAGAGGGAAGGACUCGGGGCUCUCCUGCCGGGUUUGAGUAGAGGGGUGGCGGGUCCAGAUGGGCAGUAUUGGGGAGGGAGGAUUUGGGGCACCCAUGGGUGUAACAGGGUGGGGGCUGGGGCAGGGAGAGCCCUGGUCCUGCUGUGCUCUUGCCCUGCUCACAGCAAUUUUUCUAAGUCUUGGGUUUUUUGUCUAUUUACUGGUGGCCGUGGCAGGGUAGGCAGAGCCUGGCUGCAGUGCCAGCCCCUCUGGGAGGUGGGUGGCCAGGGCUAGGGCUGGCAGGGCUGUGGGGAGACUCAUGGCCUCACUAUGUGGGAGGGCAGGGGUCAGACGCUUUAUUUAUAAUAAAUUAUUAGAAAGGAUGGCACGAGUUGGCUGCAGAGCCAACACAGGCUUGGCUCACCCAGCACAGUGACUGGGGACAUGCCAUGGGCCCUGCCCGGAUCCUGUCCCACAGGCUGCUACAUGGCACGUGUCCAUCCCUAUUAAACAUGGAGCAAGGA